This is a messenger RNA of Acanthaster planci (crown-of-thorns starfish), 4045 nucleotides long. RefSeq names its product leucine zipper and EF-hand containing transmembrane protein 1 (gene letm1). The record is from RefSeq and is a predicted model, not a curated record. Lineage: Eukaryota; Metazoa; Echinodermata; Asteroidea; Valvatida; Acanthasteridae. Gene Ontology annotation, biological process: intracellular monoatomic cation homeostasis. Gene Ontology annotation, cellular component: mitochondrial inner membrane. Gene Ontology annotation, molecular function: ribosome binding; calcium ion binding.
GGGUACGAACACAAGCCUAGUUGUUCGCUGCAGUAUACCACGCCGCGUGUUCACGAGGUCGUCUAGAUACCUGGGUACGUUACAUUUGACCGUGAACGUAUGACCUACGUGACAUGCAUGAUUAUGGUGUGACCCUGAGACCGAAAAGCGUAGCCGUAUUGUCUAAGUAAAACUAAAAAGUCUUCAAAUAUGUCGCGAUUUUGUCAGUUUAUACCUACAAGGUACGGGUGUCCAAAGUUUGUUGACAAUUGUCUUUCAGUUUCAAGACUCAAAGCUGGGAGUGGACCCUGGAUUCGGGCUGUUAGUGCUCUACCAAAUAUAUUAAACCAUGAACAAUACAGAGUAUAUCACUGUGCUGCACCAAUCAAUCCUGAGCUGGUACCAUUGCGGAGACCCAUACUUUCAUCACAGAUCAGCAUGUGCUGUUUAUAUGAGUACCAGCAGCCGAACAGGACUGUGCCUCUCGGGCGACCUGUACUUAGGUACAGCACGACCGUUUUAUAUUCAAACGGCAGGACUCGCUUGCCGCACGAACGAGGGUUCCACAUAUCCCGGCCUGCUUGGAAAGAACUGGAUGAGACAGACACCAAAAUCGAGCAGGCCGUCAAGGUCCUGAAGGAGAAAAGGAAAGAGAAGGAGAUUGCCGAGAUGGUCAAGACUAUGAUGCCGUCUCCCGAGCAGGCGGCAGACCCGUCCACUUCCCAGGAGGUGGCCCUGCCCAAGAAGCCCCUGAUGACCAAGAUCAUGGACGAGAUCAAGCAUUACUGGAACGGCUUCCGCCUCCUGGGCGUGGACCUCAAGAUUUCUGCCAGGUUACUCUGGAGGGUUUUGAAUGGACACGCCCUAACGAGACGGGAGUACAAGCAGUUCACGCGGACGGUCUCAGAUCUCUUCCGCAUGGUUCCCUUCUCCGUCUUCAUCAUCAUCCCCUUCAUGGAGUUCUUGUUGCCGGUUGCCCUCUGGCUAUUCCCGAACAUGUUGCCCAGCACAUUCCAGUCCCGGUCGGACAAGGAGAAGAAGCUGAAGCAAGAGCUGAAAGUGAAGCUGGAGAUGGCCAAGUUCUUACAGGACACGAUCGAAGACACCGCCCUGCAGAGCAAGAAGCCCAAAGCCACAGAGAGGGCCAGACAGUUUGCACACUUUAUAGAGAAGAUACGCACCAGUGGGGAGCAGGCCAGCAACGAGGAGAUCAUCAAGUUCUCCAAGCUGUUCGAGGACGAGCUGACGCUGGACAACCUGAAUCGCCAGCAGCUGACGGCUCUGUGUCGUCUGCUCAGGCUGCAGCCGGUCGGCACCAACAACUUCCUGCGCUUUCAGCUGCGCAUGCAGUUGCGAUCCCUCAUGGCCGACGACAAGAUGAUCCAGAAGGAAGGCGUGGACAGCCUCACUGUGUCCGAGCUGCAGGCAGCGUGCCAGGCCCGUGGCAUGAGGGCGUUGGGUGUGCCGGUCGAGAGACUCAAGUCACAGUUGCAACAGUGGCUUGAUCUUCACAUCAACGAGCAAAUUCCGACGUCGCUGCUGCUCUUGUCGCGGGCAUUGUACCUGCCGGAAACGCUCUCCACCCCUGACCAGCUCAAGGCCACUAUCGCCUCUCUACCAGAGGCAACGGCUGAAGAGGCCAAGGUGAAAUUGGCCGAGCUGGAAGGCGAGAAGGUGGACAACACGGACAGGCUGAACAUCAUCCGCAAAGAGGAAGAAGAGAUCAAGAAGGAGAUGAUGGAACGGGCAGAACAACAGGAGCUGGAGAAAAAGAAGGUUGCCGAAGCCAUGGCAGCAGAGGAGUUGGUGGACGACGCCAAAGUUCAGGCGCAGCACGUCAUCAUGGUCCUCAGAGAACCUCAACGGAUGGAGGAAACUACUGAAACAGAGAAGGCAGACGAGGAACUGAUGACCAAGGAGGACCUGCAAGACCUCGGGGAGGUCAUCAAGGAGAUUGCGGAGGAGAAGGAGAGCAUGCUAUCCGAGAAGGGUGAACUGCAGGAGCUGAGGCAGGACGUGGAGGAAUACAAAGAGGACCUCGCGGACCUGAAGAAGGAAGUGGAGGUGGACCAGGAGGACGUGCCCAAGCUGGUGGAGGCCAAGUCCUCGGCCCGGCUUGGCAAGCGGGUCAACCGCAUGGUAGCCCGGCUGGAGAACAUCGUGGCCGAGCUAGAGGUUGAGAAGGCGGCGCUGGUGAAGGAGAAGAAAGAGCUGAAGGCGGACUGGGAGCUGCGGAUGAAAGAGGAGCUGGAGCCCGACGCUGAGAUGUCCCAGAAGAUGGAGAGCCAGCUGGAUCUCAAGAAAAAGAGCAUCCUUAGGGUGGAGGAGCUGGUCAACGCCAUGCAGAAGUUUGGCAAAGUGUCGGAUGAAAUGAAGCUGAAACGCAUAGUGGAGGUGCUGGACGAAGACAAGGAUGGCGUCAUCAACAUACAGGACGCCAUGAAGGUUAUUGAGGUGAUUGCCAAGGAAGACAUUGCCCUCAGCACCAAGCAGGUUGGGGAGAUCAUGGACCUGAUUUGCAAGGAGGAGAUUCUGGCCGAACUGGAGGAGGCCGUAGAGAGAGAGGAGCAGGCUGCCACGGAAACCGCCAGCGAGAAGAAUGCCUAAAAACACGGGUUUAAAAGUUGUUAUUUAUGUUUUUAUAUUUUGAACAUUCGACAAUUUAUAUUGAUGUGUCUGAGGGUAUUUUUUAGUCAGACUCGGCAGAUGAGGUAAAAAUGAUUGAAGCUCGUGUCAUGCGAUUUGAGAAUUUUGGGUUUGAACCCUACUAAAGGACUUGCAUGAUUAUCCUUGAGCAAGGUACUUUGCGUUGUCUGCUUGGUGGAAGCUGAAAUCUCAGAUUGAAGUUCAAGACUUGUGAUUGGAAGGUUAAAGGUUCAAACCCUGCUGAAGGCCACAACUGGUUAUCCUGAGCAAGGUACUUUGCAUUGCCUGCUGGGUGGGAGCUGAAAUGUUGCACCUAUUGGCUCCUUGUAAGAGCUGCGUAAGGGCCGUGCUUGCCAUGGCACUUUCAGUAACAAGGAAAAGCCAUUUUCUGGGGGGGGACACUCUAAGUCUGGUCAUGGUUUCAAUGACCUCAAAGUUUCACCUUUUUUUUCUGGAUGGAGUGAGGGGAAGAUGUUGGGGGUUGCUCCAAGUUGUUUCUUGGGUGCUUGAGAAUGUCUGGCUUAAUUGUAAACUUUCAAUCUUAGUUUUUUUUUGAGUUGAUGUAUAUUGUUCUUAUAUUGUACUGGAUGAUCAAAUUUGAAUAUUUUUUAUCCAUAAAGUGGUAUUUAGUAUAUGUAAAUACGUGUACCUAUGAAAACAUACGUAGGUGGACUCCCUUUGUUGGAAAGAACAACCCUGUUUGUUUCUGUGUUGAAAUAAUGAGAAUGAAAACAGAUUGAAAACAUGACAUAGUUCACAUAAUUUGAAUAUAUUAUGUAUUCGUAAUGUUGCAAGGGUGCUUUGCUUGUUAGUAUGAGGCUGUGUCCAAACUAGAAGGGGGCGCUUUGCAGCCUUAAGUACAAAGAUUGACUGUGUAGUGUGCUCACAAAUAAGACUCGAUCCAGUGAUUGGAGUCCAACUUGAGUCACCUUGGUUUGGCGACUCAACUCAAAGUCCCAACAAGUAAAUGACUCAAGUCACUGUGAGUUACUGACUCGGCACAAGUUGCUAUGUCAAAAUGACCUGACUUGACAGCGAUUUGUGUCGAGUCAUUUUACUCACAGUGACUCAAAAUUGAGUCAUUUACCCAUUUGGACUUGAAUAAGCCAAGAGCAUAUAAUUACCAAAGCUUUUCGUUCGCAUAAUUCUUGGACAUUCUCGACAGUGAUACUUUUCUUCCAUGAAGGAAUGUGUUUGGGAAUGUGACUGUGGACUUGACAUGACACACAGAAAAUGGUAAAAGAAGACUGAAGAAUAUUUUUGAAAUAAUUGUUUUUUGAGUGUUUGAAAUGAAAUGUAACAAAAAAUAUGCUGCAUACUUAAUGGAAAUCUUCAAAGAUGGAGGUGUUGCAGUGAUUUUGUUCCAGUUAUGCAACAAAAUGAUGUCUGUUAUAGAAAGUCUGUCUCUCAAUUAAAAAAA